Molecule: messenger RNA, 3429 nt
Organism: Fusarium proliferatum ET1
Lineage: Eukaryota; Fungi; Ascomycota; Sordariomycetes; Hypocreales; Nectriaceae
Exons: 1
Coding region: 1-3429 (1142 amino acids)
Source: RefSeq, a predicted model, not a curated record
AUGUCAGGCCUCGAGCCACUCGCGGCCUUGGGGCUUGUGUGCAACAUCGUUCAACUAGUCGAAGUCGGGCUCAAAACAGCCACGCUCUGCAAGAAUGCCUAUCGCACAGGCGAACCGGACCCCGAGCUCAGCGUCUACGCUCAGAAUCUCGCUGCCACCGCUUCGAGCUUGAGUCAGUCACUGGAGAACUCCCAGCAGCCUCUUAAUCUCGAUGACUCGCGACUCCUGGCUCUGGCUCGCAAUUGUCGUGAUGCGGAAGCUGAAUGGAGGAAGAAAACCCCAGCUCGAUUUCUUUCCCAACAACAACCUCGAAAACGUGAUCGUCUUGCCGCGGUGUUUCGCGGCAUUAUCAACAAACCGGAAAUCGAUCGCUUAGAAAGUCAGCUACAGAAAGCCAAGGGUUCUCUGGAGACGGAUCUUCUCGUCGGGAUCUUCAAAAGCCUUGACGUCUCCAAGGUGCAAGCCAAUGAUCUCCAAGACAAGUUCCAGGACCUACUUCAGGCAACAUCCACCAGCGAAAAGGAACUUCAUGAACUUAUCCAAGCACAAGUAGCCCUUGUCAACACGCGGAUAUCAGACCGUAUUGAUCAAGCUGAAGCAUCUACCAAGACUCAUGUCACAACAGUGCUUGCUAGUCAUGAAUCGAGACUUAAGUUACACGCAGAUCAAAGCAAAGUCACGCUUUUGACCGAAGCUGAGUCGAGAGAAGAGACGCGAAGGGAAAAUGAGGCUUAUGAACGACUCUUGCGCAGUUUCCAGUACCCCGAUAUGAAUCGUCGACGAAACGAGAUACAUGCCUCCUAUGGGUCGACCUUUAACUGGUUAUUCGAGGGAGAGUUUGAGGAUGAUUAUCUGGAAUCGGAAUCAGAGGUUUCUGAGUCAGACUCUUUUUCUGAAUCCGACGCUGAUUCUUCUUCUGAACAUGAGGUAGACUCUUAUCGUCAAAUGCUGGCUUGCAGUAGCUUUGGAACAUGGCUGGAAUCGUCAGAGAACCGCUACUGGAUUAGCGGCAGGCCUGGAACCGGAAAGAGUGUGCUCAUGAAGUUUAUCAUCUCCCACAAGCAAACGAUGGAUUCAUUAAGACAAUGGCAACCUGAAGGCCAAAUCCUCAGUCACUUCUUCUGGAAAGUUGGCAGUCCUAUGCAAAGUAAUUUCAAGGGCUUUCUAUGCUCUUUGGUCUACCAACUGUUCUCUUCAGACAAACAGCAUGCUAUGAGCUUUCUCCAACAGAACCCCGAUUGGUCUCGCAAAACUGGACCUGGUGAUUGGGACAAGGAUGACCUCCAAUUCUUAGUCAAUGGGUACGCAAGACAGACGGCUCGACCUUUCUGUCUUUUCAUCGACGGACUCGAUGAGAUUAUCGAUGAUGAAGGUGUAGGCAUCAUGUUCGACUUCCUCCAUACUCUGCAAGAACCUACACGUUUAGUCAAGAUCUGCAUGUCAAGCCGUCCAGAGCCAGCCAUACGAAUGCGGAUGGGUCGGAACCCCGACAUGGAAAUGGAAGAUUUAACACGAAAUGAUAUAGAGCAAUACGCACGGGCCAAUCUGAAAAGGGAAGUUUCUCUGGCAAACUCUUCAAUGUAUAUCGAGGAUCUUGUAAUGGAUAUCAGUUACAAGGCACAGGGGGUAUUUCUCUGGGCUGUUCUGGUAACAAGAUCGGUUGCACGGGGUAUCUCGAACGGCGACUCAAGAGAACUUAUCCAGAAAAGGCUUCUAAAGACUCCCAAGAAGCUUCAUGAGCUAUACCUUGAUAUGUGGACGAGGCUGGACGAAGACUCGGAUCUUUAUCAGCGUUCGACUGCACUCAUCUUCAAGAUUGUUCUCUUCAACUGGAAAACAUCAAUCAAAGCCCAAGCACUUCAUUUCCCAUUAUUAUUCCAAACAGGUGCAAUAUCUAUUCUGGAAUUGAUGCUGGCGUCAAGUGAUGAUCUGUGGUCCACGCCUGUUGAAGAAUUUGAGCAGCUCUCUGCCACAAACCUUGAGCGACGGUGCAAGGAACUAUUGGCCAGAUUGCCAUUCAGAACAGCUGAUCUCUUUGAGGUCGUUCAAUCUAAGCGCCACGAGAGAUCAGAUGAGAAAAAAUGGGCUGACAAGUCACGCUCCCCUUUGAUUAGGUAUGACAAUCUAGGGGUAGACGCUGUUCAUCGAACGGUCUUCGACUUCCUGAUCGAGACAGAGGAUGGAAAGAAGAUUAUGGGGCACCAUCAGGCGUCUCAAGAAGAAUUAUUCAUCAGAAUGUUCAGAUCGCGCCUUCUUCGAAAUUGCCUAUACCCCCAACUUCCAUAUACAUCGGGCGAGAACGAGGAGGGUCGCAAUUGGUUAUCAGCAUGGCGACAUCUAGACUCGCAGCUGGACUUACUCUCAUAUCACACCGAUGUUAUUCACGGUUCAACGUUGGUCAACAUGCUAGAUCUUUUAUGGGCCUCUUUUGUUAAAAUGACUAAAAGUCUCCCGAUACACCCUGACCCAAGUGUGGAUAUCGUCAAGCGGAUAUGCAAGUUUGACUACUUACUGCGCGUUGUUCCUAAGGGAUUCGACGAUUAUAUAAGAGAUUAUCUCAUCGAAUGGGAGACUAAUCGACAGUUCGAUGAACUGUACAAAGUUCUAAGUGCUUGCCUUAAACCAGACCAUUUGCGUUGUAGUGAGUUUGAAUGGGCCGGAAAGCAGCGUCUGAUACAACGCAUUCUUUCGAUAAUUGUUUCCCAUAGAUUCCAUAUUUCGACUCCGAGUGGACAGCAACUAAGCAGCCAUACUUUGUUCAAAGCCAGCAUAGCGUACUUUCUCAUCUCGACCGUCGAUUUCCGGAUCUUGCAACGCGGCACCUAUUCUGCAUGGUCGUGGAACGCUCAAAGAACUAGCGUCAUUCUCAGAAUGCUUAGGGACUUCCGCUAUUCAUUAUGCCUCGGAGAUCACAUGCUUAUCGAAGUAUUCCUCCCCAUAAGCAUCCUGGAUUUCCCACAUUUAGUCGGUCAGAGACGUCGCGGAAAUUCACCAGCUGUCUACGUGGAAAUAAGCAUGGCCAUCCUUGUUCAGAUUUUUUUAGAACAAAUAUUGCCGAACUAUGCAGGUUUCAAUCGUCAUGAAGUUGAAGAUGCUUUCAAUCUGAAGGAUUGCCCCCAGACUAUGAAGCCCACUAUGCUAGGUGUGGGUGACUACUUUCUUGAACUAUCCAGCACGGAUCUGCCCAUUUUGCAGAGGUACUGUCAGAGGAGGCUACUGCCUGCGCUUUUCAGUCCGUCGAUUGAGGAUUUGGAUGAUAUGGAUCUGUUUCAGCAUAGGUUGGUGGUUGAGGCUAGCCGCGGUAUAUUCGAGCGUGAGCGGCGCAUUGAAAGACCGGCUGGGACAGUAAGAGGGAUAGAAGAGGGGGUUGGUCCGGACGGCAUGAACUUCUACCUUUGUAGCUCUUGUGAAGCAAAAGAAAGGGAUUAA